Hyaloscypha bicolor E is the source of this 741-nucleotide messenger RNA. Its product is annotated as HET-domain-containing protein. The record is from RefSeq and is a predicted model, not a curated record. Lineage: Eukaryota; Fungi; Ascomycota; Leotiomycetes; Helotiales; Hyaloscyphaceae. The annotation marks the transcript as partial. The transcript has a single exon.
AUGAGGCUGCUCAAUACAAAAACGUUCCAGCUGGAGGAGGUCCCAUCCAAACCACAAAAGUAUGCUAUCUUGUCGCACACAUGGGAAGAGAACCAAGAAGUAGCCUUCGAGGAAAUGGGGACACCAACAGCAAAUAACAAGAGAGGACUCCGAAAGAUCGAAAAUUUCUGCAAACAGGCCGCAAUUGAUAAUUACAACUUCGUGUGGGUGGACACAUGCUGCAUCGACAAGCGAAGCAGCUCAGAGCUCUCGGAGGCCAUAAAUUCGAUGUAUGAGUGGUACAAACAUGCGGACAGGUGUUAUGCAUAUCUGAGUGAUGUGAAGGAUAGGGAUCCUACGCGACGAGAAUCUCAACUCAGAGUUAGCAACUGGUUUACGAGAGGGUGGACCCUCCAAGAACUCGUUGCCCCGAAGCACGUCGACUUCUUCGGCGAGGAUGAUAAAGGGGACUGGUUCUUUUUGGGAACAAAGGACGAUCUACGGAAUGUUGUAUCAAAUAUCACGAAGAUCGAUGCCAACAUUCUCAAAUGCAGCGAAGGGAUCUUCAAGGCAAGCAUUGCACAAAGGAUGUCAUGGGCAUCGGGAAGGAAGACUACGAGGCCAGAAGACAUUGCGUAUUGUCUUCUUGGUAUCUUCAACGUCAAUAUGCCUCUCUUAUAUGGGGAAGGCGAAAAAGCAUUCACACGGCUUCAGGAGAAGUUACUCGAUGUAUCGAGCGACCACACUAUCCUUGCAUGGUCU